Messenger RNA from Wickerhamiella sorbophila, 579 nucleotides. RefSeq names its product Adenylate kinase isoenzyme 6 FAP7. Bases 1 to 579 code for a protein of 192 amino acids. Gene Ontology annotation, cellular component: nucleus; cytoplasm. Gene Ontology annotation, molecular function: AMP kinase activity; ATP hydrolysis activity; ATP binding. Lineage: Eukaryota; Fungi; Ascomycota; Dipodascomycetes; Dipodascales; Trichomonascaceae. The record is from RefSeq and is a predicted model, not a curated record. The transcript has a single exon.
AUGACCCUAAAGCGCCAGGUCAACAUCAUUAUCACCGGAACGCCCGGUACCGGAAAGUCUAGUCAUGCUCAGCUACUAAUUGAACAAGAUAGCGGUCUGAAGCUUGUUGACGUCAACGAGCUGGCCAAAGCCAACAACCUGUAUGCUGGAUUCGACAAGGAGCGCAAUUCACAAAUUGUGGACGACGAGAAGCUGCUGGACUUUUUGGAGGACGACUUGGAGAAGGGCAACAACAUCAUUGACUGGCAUUGCUGUGACGUGUUCCCUGAGCGCCUUAUCGACCUUGUGAUUGUCCUCCGCAGCGACAACACCAUUCUUUACGACCGUCUCAAGGCCCGCGACUAUGAAGGCAAGAAGAUCGAGGAGAACAUCGACGCCGAGAUUAUGGAGGUUAUUCUGAACGACGCUCGCGAGUCCUUUGAUGAGGAAAUUAUCGUGCCGCUCGAGUCGAACAAGAUCGAGGAGGUCCAGUCGAACGUCGACCGUAUUUUGGAUUGGAUCAAGCAGUGGCGUGAGCGCAACCCUGAGGGCAUUCAAAAUGUCACUUUGGAUAGCUCCUCUGAUUCCGAUUCUGAUUAG